UUGAGGCGAGUAGAACUGCGUAAAGUGAAUGUAAAGAAUAUUUUUUGUAAUUUUUAUUAGAACGUUGGACUGUUAGUGGUGUUAAGCGAAGAAAAGUGAGGAGAUCCAUGUGAAAAAGUGUGUAAAAUAAAACAAGAAAAAAUGUCAGUAAAUUUAAAAUAAUGAAUUUACAUAGUGACUUUAUUUCUAUAAAAUAAAAACAAAAACAAAAACAGCAGUACCAUAUCCUUAUAAGUGGGCAGGAUAGCGCCUAGCAUCACAUACAUAUACACACCAAUAUCCUCCGCCUUUAGACUUUCGCUGCCGCAUUGUUAAUGCCGCCGCCAUUUGUCGUUCCUUCACCUGCAACGGUUCCAUGCGUACACAUGUAUAAGUACAUACACACAUGAGCACUCGUAUGUAGGUGCGAUUGACGCAAAUUGUUGCGGUCGGCUAUUUCUAUUCAUUGUUGUGCAAUUUCUCUCUGAAAUAACGCUCAGUGAAAUAUCGGUUGCCGCCGUCGUCGCUUUUGCAGAGUUCGGUUUGCCCUCUGUCACCUGCUGACUAUGAAAUGAGGAAAUCUUCCUACAGUUAAUUGUGUCACUAAUACUGGCAGUGUCUUAUAAUUGCAUUCAAACGAAAAUAGUGUACUACAAUCAGUGUGGGCAAAAAUAGCAGAAGUGAAUUGAAUAUAUGAAAAGUAAAAAACACUAACCGAGAGACGCCACAACGGUGGUUCAAGGAGAAAGAGAUGAGAAGGGGAGAAUGUAUGCUUAAAAAAGCUUUAAUUAGCAGUGGCAGAGGUGUCUCAUGCGCGAUUUCUGGUUAAGAAUGAAGGACUGUGAAAUCACCCAAUUAUGUGUUGAUAAAAUAAGUAAACGUUUUUAACGAGAAUGAAUAUAAAACGAAACUCUUAGUGUUUGAUGUCAACAAGCAACUAAACAGCGCUGCAAGAGUGGAACGUUUAUUUAGAUAAAAAUACCGUCCAGCAAAUCAUAAAUUUGUUGAAUAAUUUGCUUUCAUUUGUCAUUCGACAUAUAUAGGAAAAGUAAAGACAUGCUUUUAGGCGCGUUUCCCGUCGGCGCCAAAUCCGGUGCGAAUUCAACUAACAACAAUAAAAAUGGUAAAUGCAGAUUUGUGCUGCUAUGCGGUGGUUAUAUUUUAUUUUUAGUCUUGGGAGCGGCGAUGUUUUCGGCGAUAGAAGCACCAAAAAUCGACGCCAUCUCGAAACGAGUGCAAAGUUUUCGAAAUCAGUUUUUGCAAAAUAAUGCUUGUUUAAAUGACGAAGAUCUCGAAGAAUUUCUCAACGCUGUGAUUACGGCUAACGAUCGCGGCAUAUCACCAUUGCGCAAUGCCACAAAUGAAAUGAACUGGAGCUUUGGUCAGGCAUUCUUCUUCUCCAGCACCGUGAUAACAACAAUCGGAUAUGGUCAUGUAACACCACUUAGCCAAACGGGAAAAAUAUUUUGCAUAAUUUAUGCGGCAAUUGGCAUUCCACUCACGUUGGUGUUAUUGAGCGCAAUGGUGGAGCGUCUAUUGGUACCGGCAAGCUGGUUGUUGGGCACUUUAAAUUCCAAAUUGGGUCAUCUCUAUCAGCCCUUCAAUAUACGUUUGCUGCAUCUGAGUAUUGUUGCUAUAAUUGUGAUUAUCGUAUUCUUCGCUAUACCAACGGCUAUUUUCGCUUAUAUCGAACCGACCUGGGGUGUUUUGGAUGCGUUCUACUAUUGUUUUAUUUCGCUGACAACUAUUGGCUUAGGCGAUUACAUUCCCGGCGACGGGGUAACCAUUGACAAUCGUUCGAUGUAUAAAAUAUUUAUAAGCUCUUACUUGAUAUGUGGUCUCAUUGCAAUGAUGUUUGUAUUGACAAUCUUCUAUGAUAUACCGCAAUUAAAUCUUGGUCAACUCUUCACUGAGAGCACAAAUGGUGAAACGGAGAAAUUGCGCUUAUCUAGCAACAAUACAACCUGCUAUUCCGGGCCAUCUGGUCUGUAUAUGCCACAUCGUGAUGAGGACACUAGGCGCGCGAUAGUACGUAUACGGCCACAUGGUGACGAUUCACCCAGUCCCGAUGAAGCACCGUCGUCGCUCAAUAGUGACAUGAGAGUGCCAUAGAGUGCAUGCAUAGACGGCAUAACUAUGGUGGGAUGUCAAUGAAACUGGAAUUAAAAACAAGUCACUUAUGAAGAGAGAACACUAUUAUAUCGUUGUCAAACCCACUGCAUAUCCACUAAAUGUUGAACAUCAUUACAAAAUAAUCGAUAGCAUAAAUCCUAGAAAUCCAGUCUACAAAUGUAUCUUGAAGUAAAUCACAGGUUGCACCAACUUUUGAGGAGGUUAUAAAAAAUUAUCGCUUUGAAUUACAAUUUUUAGGUACUUGUACAUAAAUUUUUCAGCUCAUAUCACGAAAAAAAAAAGAAAAACAACAAAGACAAAUCGUUCAAAUGUACAAAAUAAACAGCAUCCAUACCAAAAAUACCUAUUUAAAUUACUAAACUAAAUACUAUCUACUACACUAACAAAUAUUUAUAACAAUUAUCCUCUCACUUGCGAAUACCAUAAGAUCGAGAAUGUUGUAGAAAAAAUUUCAUAAACUCAUUAUGAAUCAGACUUCGCUAACUUGCAAGUGAUUACACAUUUCAAGCAUAAAUAUGGUACUAUUCACACUUUAUGGAAUAGCGUAGAGUAGAAUCAGCAAAGUAGACGAUGAUUAGCAAAAACCAUGUAUUUAUGUGCCUGCUUAACAAAAGGAGAAAACAUUGGAGGCAACCUUUUUUAGAAGAUCAACUUAUGAGUUCUAAAAAAAUAUUCAAGAAUUAUAUUAUAUUUUUCUAAUAUAAUUUUAGAUCAAUUAGGUGAACAAGGAUUAAUUCAUGGCAUCAAUAAUGAUAGUUAAAAAAAUCACAGUUUGCUCCAUCUGAUAUUUCUGUCUGGAGUGGUCUUGACGGAUAGUCUUUAGUAAGCAGACUGAAUUGCCUGUCGGCUAUUUUUUCUACUCAAAUUUCCAAUCGAUACCGAUCUAGUAUCAAAUAGAAUGCCGAGGAAAAUAUUGAAAAUACAUGUGGCGCACAUGGUAUACUAAAAGAAUUAAAAAUUGCAAGAUACAGUUGUGUGCGGCCAAAUUAGUUUGUGAUGAACAAGCUCAACAAUGCAACGAAUGCUGCAGUUGAAAGUGAGGAAUAAGAGGGUACAUAAACAGCAUAAACCCCUUAGCUAAGCUUAAACAAAUUUACAGUCUGUUGUAGAAAAGAACUCAAAUAGAGUGUGUACCAGAGAACUGCACCGG
This is a messenger RNA of Anastrepha obliqua, 3262 nucleotides long. Its product is annotated as potassium channel subfamily K member 1-like. Lineage: Eukaryota; Metazoa; Arthropoda; Insecta; Diptera; Tephritidae. Gene Ontology annotation, cellular component: membrane. Gene Ontology annotation, biological process: potassium ion transmembrane transport; stabilization of membrane potential. The record is from RefSeq and is a predicted model, not a curated record. The transcript is spliced from 7 exons. Bases 1036 to 2091 code for a protein of 351 amino acids. Gene Ontology annotation, molecular function: potassium ion leak channel activity.